AUGCCUCGGGGUCAGAAGAGUAAGCUUCGUGCCCGUGAAAAACGCCGCCAGGCUCGAGAACAGGCCAGUGGUCUGGUGGAAGCUCAGGCUACUGUACCAGAGGAAGAAGAGUCCCCUUCUUCCUCAUCUCCUCAUUUCAAAGAUGCUCCCCAGAGCUCACCUGCCACUGGAACACCCAGCAGUCUUCAAGUGUCUGGGAGAGUCCGUUCCGCCACCACUACUGCUGCAGCUGUUUCAAGCAUAAGGUUUAACGAAGGGGCCGACAAUCAAGGGGAGGAAAGGCCAAAAGCCUCCCAGGCCCAGGAUACCGCUCAGCACUGGCCCAGAGGCCCUAUUGACAAGAAGGUUGUUAUGUUGGUGCAUUACCUUCUGUACAAGUAUCAAAUGAAAGAGCCCGUUACCAAGGCGGAUAUGCUGAGAAAUGUAAUACAGAUGUACAAGAAUCACUUCUAUGAGAUCCUCAGGAAAGCCUCUGAGCAUUUGGAGCUGGUCUUUGGCCUUGACGUGAAGGAAGUGGAUCCCAACAGGAAUACUUAUGUCCUUGUCAAUAAACUGGAACUAAGCUAUGAUGCAAAGCCGAGUGAUGACAGAGAGGUUCCCAAGACUGGUGUGCUGAUGACUGUUCUGGGCGUGAUCUUCACGAAGGGCAACUGCGCCACUGAGGAGCAAGUCUGGGAAUUGCUGAAUAUAAUGGGGUUGUAUGCUGGGAGGAAUAACUUCAUCUGUGAGGAGCCCAAGAAGCUCAUUGCCAAAGAUUUAGUGCAGGAAAGGUACCUGGAGUACUGCCACAUGGCCAACAGCGAUCCUCCGCGCUAUGAGUUUCUGUGGGGCCCAAGAGCCCACGCUGAAACCAGCAAGAUAAAAGUGCUGGAGGUUCUGGCCAAGGUCACUGAUAGGGUCCCCACUACCUUCCCAUCCUGGUAUGAAGAGGCUUUGAGAGAUGAGGGAGAGAGAGCCCGAGCCAGGGCUGCAGCCAGCCGCUUUUCCUACCCUGAGUGA
Mesoplodon densirostris (Blainville's beaked whale) is the source of this 999-nucleotide messenger RNA. Its product is annotated as melanoma-associated antigen B10-like. The record is from RefSeq and is a predicted model, not a curated record. Gene Ontology annotation, cellular component: nucleus. Lineage: Eukaryota; Metazoa; Chordata; Mammalia; Artiodactyla; Ziphiidae. Gene Ontology annotation, biological process: negative regulation of transcription by RNA polymerase II.